Vigna angularis (adzuki bean) is the source of this 1384-nucleotide messenger RNA. Its product is annotated as calmodulin-2. NCBI's taxonomy places the organism in Eukaryota, Viridiplantae, Streptophyta, Magnoliopsida, Fabales, Fabaceae. The transcript has 2 exons. Bases 706 to 1089 code for a protein of 127 amino acids. The record is from RefSeq and is a predicted model, not a curated record. Gene Ontology annotation, molecular function: enzyme regulator activity; calcium ion binding.
UGAGUGUUUAAUUUGAUUCUGGCGAUUGCGCUUUUCAUAAAUCGGUCGCUAAUAGGAAAUUACAGAGUCUGAUAUAUUUUUUUUCUCUUAAGAUCGCUUUCAUUUUCAAUUUAGUUGGCUUAGAUCUCGAUUAUUAUCACUAUUAGUUUAAAUCUACGAAUUAGGAAGGUUUAUAUGAAUCAACCAAUUAGAAAUUCUUGUCAAUAAUAAUUUAAGUAUAAGGGUUUUUUCAUUUGUGAUAUGUGCUUAUGUUGUUUAUCAUCAUUAUAAUUAUUAUUGGUAGAGUUUCUCAGUGGGCAAUACUUUUGACGUUAAUGUUUUUAUUCUAGUGAUUGUUUUUCAUGUUUCUGUUUGGUUGUUGAGGAGAAGAAAUAAAGGGACGGAUGACUGUUGAAAAAUUGUUGUUUGUUUCAAUUUUUUGUUUUUUAUAGGUGAAUUGCAUGUAAUGUCGUGACUUUUUUUAUAUAAUUCCAGAAAGAAAAAUGUUUUUUUUAAGGUUAUAGGUCAUGUUGUUAUGUAUGACGAUUUGGUUUAUUCAAUUUUGGGAAAAGAGGUAGAAGAAAGGAACAAAUAGUAGCUUGUAGGUGGUUUACUCGUUAUUCUACAUUUUUUCUGCAUUUUCUGGUCAAUAAUAUGUGAUGAUCAAGAUCGUGAUGCUAACGGGGAAAAUCAGGAACACAGCUUCAUACAUGACAACGUUUGACAAUGUUACAUAGUUGUAUCACAACUAAGGAGCUGGGAACUGUUAUGCGUUCAUUGGGGCAAAACCCAACUGAGGCAGAACUCCAGGACAUGAUCAACGAAGUGGAUGCUGAUGGGAAUGGUACCAUUGACUUCCCUGAGUUUUUAAACCUCAUGGCCAGGAAGAUGAAGGACACUGAUUCUGAGGAGGAGCUCAAAGAGGCAUUCCGGGUAUUCGACAAGGAUCAAAAUGGGUUCAUCUCUGCUGCUGAGCUCCGCCAUGUGAUGACAAACCUUGGAGAGAAGCUCACUGAUGACGAGGUUGAUGAGAUGAUUCGUGAGGCUGAUGUUGAUGGUGAUGGCCAAAUAAACUACGAGGAGUUCGUUAAGGUGAUGAUGGCCAAGUGAUCAAGUUAUGUCCAAAAAAUUCUGAAUGAGGAAAUGUUGAUUAUGACGAAAUGACGAAAAAAAGGGGUGGGGGAAGGACUUAGAUUUGAGUUUUGUAACAGUGAUGUAUUAGUUCUUGUCCUUUCUUCUUCCCCACAUUUUUAUUUGGUGGUUUUGAAUCCAAUAUUAAAACUGGAAUUAGUUGUAGCUGUUGUAAGUCCUGCUACUAAAAGCUGUAGUGGAACAUACCUUAGUAUGUCUUGUAAUUUUAUCCAAAAAAAAGUUUGUAAUGUUAAUGUCACUUCAUUUUCUACCA